AUGAUUGUUACGAUAUUCGUUAAUAACAUUCCAGAUUCCACGGGUCCUAAAGGAUUGUUCAAUCUAUUUCAGAAGUUUGGCUUAGUGAAAGAUGUGUUUAUUCCAGGGAAGAGAAGGAAAACAUCAAGAUCUAGAUUUGGGUCUAUAAGAAAUGAUUGCAAGGUGGCUGCUGGGAUAACGAUACAGAAGGCAAAUGGGUUGUGGUGCGAUAAUAAGGAGUUGAGGGUCAAAAGAGCAGAGUUUGAAAAACCUCAAAGAGUUGGUCAAUCGGAGCAAAUGGGGCAGAACAGAGGUGAAGAUGGAAGAAGGAUGGGUUAG
This is a messenger RNA of Camellia sinensis, 318 nucleotides long. RefSeq lists its product as uncharacterized. The record is from RefSeq and is a predicted model, not a curated record. NCBI's taxonomy places the organism in Eukaryota, Viridiplantae, Streptophyta, Magnoliopsida, Ericales, Theaceae. Gene Ontology annotation, molecular function: RNA binding.